Messenger RNA from Penaeus indicus, 1249 nucleotides. RefSeq names its product caspase-like. Gene Ontology annotation, biological process: proteolysis. The record is from RefSeq and is a predicted model, not a curated record. Gene Ontology annotation, molecular function: cysteine-type endopeptidase activity. Lineage: Eukaryota; Metazoa; Arthropoda; Malacostraca; Decapoda; Penaeidae. The transcript has 7 exons. The coding region runs from base 70 to 1026 and encodes 318 amino acids.
CAGAGCGACACGAACACACCCACCCCAGCGCCCAUUCCAUCGACACCUCGCUCUGAUAAGUCCAGAGAGAUGAGCAGCGCCGACGACUCAGCGAGAACCGAAGCCCAGCCGAAGGACGGGCGCGAUGGCGGGAACGAAGGCUUGGCCAACACGACGGAGAACAGGGGCGCGGAGGCGGAGGAACCUGCGAAGAGCGUCCCUUGGGGGCGUCCUACCGCACACACGGUCGUGGACGGACUCAGUGAGCGUUACCCAAUGAACCAUCGACCCCGGGGCGCUGCUCUCAUCUUCGCUCAUUCCGAGUUCUUAGAUAAAAGUCUCAACCCACGACGCUGCGCCGCCCACGACGCCGAGAUCGCGAGAGCCGCCUUCAAGGCCCUCGACUUCCAGCCUGAGGUGUUCCUCGACCUCACGAGGAACGAGCUCAUGGGAAAAUUGUACGAAGUUUCUAAGCGCGACCACAGCGACUCCGACGCCCUUGUCAUAGUGUUCAUGAGCCAUGGCGAAGUAAAACCCAGGAAUAACAUGGAAUAUGUGUGGGUCAAAGACGACAAGAUUCCUACCAAGGAACUGUGGAUAAACUUUACGGCUGAACGGUGCGCAGGUCUGGCCGGCAAACCUAAGCUGUACUUCAUUCAGGCAUGCAGGGGCCUCGACGUGGAUAAGGGCGUGAACAUGUCUCGGGCAUUGCGUGGCAUGGCGGUUCAGACGGACAGCAUUGACAGCACUGAGGAGUACGUGAUCCCCAUCCAUGCUGACCAGCUUGUUAUGUGGGCGUCCUACCCAGGCUUUCCAGCUUUCAAGAGUAAGCGCAAGGGAAUCCAAGGGAGUGUCUUCAUCCACUACCUGGCUGAGAACCUCAAGAAUUAUGCCAACGCUUCUCCACGACCAAGUCUGUCUUCCAUUCUGCUCAAAGUCAGCAGGGAAGUGGCAGUCCUCUACGAAAGCGAUACUUAUGACAGAUAUAACGAAAAUAAACAAGUUCCUUACAUCCACUCGACGCUACUCCGUGAGAUUUACUUCUAAGUGUAUGCCUUCUUGACAGCGUGAGACAUUCGGCAUUACUCCCUCUGUGUUUCUCCUCAUCCUUUCAGUGAUUUUAAAGGAUCGAUAAUCUCUGCUUCUUUGGUUUCUGAUUGUUCGGUGCUUGUAAAAUGUUAUCAGUUGUUCUAAUAUUUGAAAGAAAUUGUUGUCGUCAAGGUUAUUGCCAGUACUAUUAUUAGCUACUAGAUAAAUGAGACUUGAUCUA